This is a messenger RNA of Hevea brasiliensis (rubber tree), 1130 nucleotides long. RefSeq lists its product as uncharacterized. The record is from RefSeq and is a predicted model, not a curated record. The transcript has 3 exons. Bases 63 to 716 code for a protein of 217 amino acids. NCBI's taxonomy places the organism in Eukaryota, Viridiplantae, Streptophyta, Magnoliopsida, Malpighiales, Euphorbiaceae.
UACGCCCUCUCUAUUUAAGAUCAACGUAUCUAUCUAGCUUUCUGGCUAUCUAGCUAAUAGAUAUGAGGAUUCGCAAGAACGGCAAGUUCUCCCCUCUCACGUUCUCGCAUGGAGUCCAGCAGCCAUACAUGUGCCUCCUAAACCAGUCGCCAUGGGAUGCGAUUCCCUUUUCUCAAGAAAAUUUUCAAUCUGCAAUCCACCAGUUCGAAAGAGAUAACAGUUUUGAUGGGAAUGGGAGCUUUCUUGACUCUGUUCAGGCUGUUAAGAGAGAAAAUGAGGCAGCAGUAAAGAUGAAGGUCGACAAUAGUGAGACAGAAAAAAACCAAGGUAAAGAAAAAGUGUUGGAAGAUAGGGAAGAAAUGGAAGUAAAGAAAGAAUUCAAAUUGAAACUCAAUGAAGGAGAAAAUACCUUCUGCAACAAGAACAAGCCCAAACAGGCUCACUCCAUGUAUAACCAUCACUUAACCUCUGUCAAGUCUAGCACAAGCAAGGUCAAAUUUAGUGAUUCUGGUUGUCCUGAUCUUAAUAAUACCCCUCUCAAGAAAAGCAAAACUGUUCUAGAUCUAGGCCGAUCAAGGGCAGCGAAGAGAGGACGGUCUUCAAGUUCAUAUAGGCAUGAAUUUUACUAUUAUUCAGGAUUUGGACCGCUGUGGGGCAAGAAAAAAGAUAGAGGAGAAGGAAAUAAGAGUAAGGGCAAAGCUAGUGAGAUUAGUUAGUGCUAAAUUAAUAUUAUUGCUGCCCACAGCUUAGCAGCACUUAAAGUAAGACAAUGUCAUCUACAAGCUGAUCUCCAGCUGAGAUUAAUCAUGAGAAGAAUGGUACAUGUUGAUGGAGAUCGAUGAGUUUGUUUUCUUGUGUGAAAGAAAUGGAGACCGAAUGGCGCAAAAGAGAUGACGAUGGAGGAUUUUGUUUCUCGUUUAAUCUUCAACUAGUAGAAUGUAUGCUCUCUUCCUUCGUUGUCUUUGCAUUUUCAGUACACAUUUGUCUGUGUAUGUUUGUUAGACCUCUCAAUUUGAAUUGACAAAUCUCAGUAAAAAAAUCAUGUAAAGAAAAGUAGACAACUUUUUUAAGGCAAAAGCUGAGUGGAUAAUUAGCUUCCUAUUCAUCCUUUCAACAGGAAGUGAGUUCAU